Phytophthora infestans T30-4 is the source of this 1171-nucleotide messenger RNA. RefSeq names its product 3-hydroxyisobutyrate dehydrogenase, putative. The transcript is spliced from 4 exons. The record is from RefSeq and is a predicted model, not a curated record. Gene Ontology annotation, molecular function: 3-hydroxyisobutyrate dehydrogenase activity; NAD binding; NADP binding. NCBI's taxonomy places the organism in Eukaryota, Oomycota, Peronosporomycetes, Peronosporales, Peronosporaceae. The coding region runs from base 29 to 1171 and encodes 380 amino acids. Gene Ontology annotation, biological process: L-valine catabolic process.
CGGUAUCUGUCAGGCGUCCAAGAUCACCAUGCUCCGUACGACCUUCCUCCGCUCCUCCCACGCUCUGCGCUCCACUCCGUUGAGUCGGGCGCUGUCCAGCGUGUCUUCCAAGGACCAGGUAGGCGUCAUCGGUUUGGGGCAAAUGGGCGGACGUAUGGCCGACAACCUCCGUAAGAACGGCCACAAACUCGUCGUGUGCGACCCCGUGCCCGCCAACGUGCAGAGGCAGGUGGACCAGGGCGCUAAGGCCGCCGCCAACGCGCGAGAGGUGGCUGAGCAGUGCGACACCAUCAUCACCAUGCUGCCGUCUACCGCCACUGUCGAGUGCGUCUAUCUGGGUGAGGACGGCGUGCACGAGGCUCUUCGCAGUGAACACUUGCUGCUGGACUCGAGCACGAUCGACCCGAUCUUCACCAAGAAGCUGAGCAAAGAGCUUCAUGACCGUGGAGCCACGUUCGUGGACGCCCCAGUGUCUGGUGGCGUGGCGGGAGCUCAGAAUGGCACAUUGACGUUCAUGGUGGGAGGUGAACCUGACGAAUUCGAACGCGUUAAGCCACUGUUAAAAGCUAUGGGCAAGAACUUGGUGCAUUGCGGCGGAAGCUCUACGGGCCAGGUUGCCAAGCUGUGCAACAACCUGGCGUUGGCCAUUCAGAUGGCUUCAGUUGCGGAGGCUAUGAACCUCGGCACAACACUAGGCAUUGACCCCAAGAUCCUCAAGAACAUCAUGGACACGUCCACGUCCUCGUGCUGGUCCACCCUCGUCAACCACCCGUACCCAGGUUUGAUGGAGAACGUGCCGGCGUCGAACAACUACGACGGAGGUUUCGCUGUGGGUCUGCACCGCAAGGACCUGGGACUUGCCAUGGAUUGCGCUAAACACGCCGAAGUGUCGAUCCCUCUGACCUGCCAAGUGCACCAGCUCUACAACAUGAUGGUGGCUGGUGGCUACGGCAAGAAGGACUUCAGCUACAUGCUCCAGUACCUUAAGAACGGAAAACUUGCGAGCUUGUCGAGUUCGUCCCAGCUCUUGAUCAAGUUGUUGGAUACGUACAGCGUCGUGAGGUUCGUGAGCCCUGAAAGGCCAUCCAGCGUUGCAAUCACGUUGUACGACAGCCAGAGUUCCUCCAAUGUAUCGGAGACGUCGUCUAGUUUCUCGAUCUUCUUGAUCUGA